GUUCCAGUACAUCUAUCGGUACAGUUCUCAAGUAAGCACUGUAAGCCACGAUUAUAGUAUAAAUGUAGUGAUCGGUGGUGAGUUGGAGGAUCUUGUCUCCUUGCUGACAUAUAGAUAUUCCACGUGUAAUUAAAUAGAAAUUCAAAAAACGUUCUAUAAUUUCACCGCUACUAAUCAUGGUACUGGAUUUAGAGCUGUUUCGAAAGGAUAAAGGGUUUGAUCCAGAUAAAGUGCGAGAAAAUCAAAGGAAACGUUUUAAAGAUGUAAAUUUAGUCGACACGGUGAUCGAAAAAGAUAAAAUUUGGCGUCAGCUGCGACACAGAGCUGAUAACUUAAAUAAAUUAAAAAAUGUAUGCAGCAAAGAGAUAGGAGAGAAAAUGAAAAAAAAGGAAGCAGUGGGCGGCGAUGACACUGUCUCAAAGGAUAUUCUUGAAAACCUGGAAAAUUUAUUGCCUAAUAACCUGAAAUCGUUAACAGUUGCACAGAUCAAAACUGUUCGUGGUUCCAUCGACGAUGCUAUUCGAACAAAUGAUAAAGAUUUAGUCUUAACCGAAUUGGAAAGAAACCGUGCACUCAAAGAAAUAGGAAACAUAUUGCAUGAGUCUGUACCAAUUAGCAAUGACGAGGAGGAAAAUAAAGUUGAGAGAACUUGUGGAGAUUGUACACAGAAAAAGAAGUAUUCUCAUGUUGAUUUAAUAUACAUGAUAGAUGGUAUAGAUGGAGAACGUGGCACUAAUGUCUCAGGGGGGCGUGGUUAUUUUUUAACAGGACCAGCAGUUUUUCUGCAGCAUGCGUUAAUUCAAUUAGCUCUCAGGCAGUUACAUGUAAAAGGUUACAAACCACUUUACACGCCAUUCUUUAUGCGUAAGGAUGUUAUGCAAGAAGUAGCACAAUUAUCUCAAUUUGAUGAAGAAUUAUACAAGGUAAUUGGUAAGGGUAGUGAACGCAAUGACGAUAAAGAAAUUGAAGAAAAAUAUUUGAUUGCUACAUCUGAGCAACCGAUAGCUGCGUUUCAUAGAAACGAAUGGAUUCCUGAAAAUAUUUUACCAAUUAAGUAUGCAGGACUAUCUACAUGUUUUAGGCAAGAAGUUGGAUCUCAUGGACGUGAUACUAGAGGCAUUUUUAGGGUUCAUCAAUUUGAAAAAGUAGAGCAAUUCUGUUUAACAUCACCAUAUGAUGAUAAAUCUUGGCAAAUGAUGGAAGAAAUGAUUUCAAAUGCAGAAGAAUUUUAUAAAUCUUUGGAGAUCCCUUAUCGUAUAGUAAAUAUAGUAUCUGGUGCAUUGAAUAAUGCUGCUUCAAAAAAACUAGACUUAGAAGCAUGGUUUCCGGGAUCAAGCGCUUUUCGCGAACUCGUCUCAUGUAGCAACUGCUUAGAUUAUCAAGCAAGACGUUUACUGGUCAGAUAUGGUCAAACCAAGAAGAUGAAUGCUAAUACAGAUUACGUUCAUAUGUUAAAUGCAACUAUGUGUGCGGUUACUCGCGUCAUAUGUGCAAUUUUGGAAGUACAUCAAACAGAUACUUCUGUUAAAGUACCAAAGGUUCUUGCACAAUUUAUGCCAACAGAAUACGAGUAUGAAAUUCCGUUUGUUAAACCAGCACCUAUCGAUGAAACAGAAGUAAAAAAACAAAAAAAGCAAAAGGAACGAAAGGAUGUUAUCUGCACUUAAAUAAUUAUAAUGAAUUUAGUUACAGUCUAAGUGCUAUAAGUCUCGGAUCCAAUAUGCUUAUAAAAUAGAAUAAUUGUUUGUUACAAUUGACAAAUAAAUUUCCCAUAAAUGUAUUAGAAUAUCUGUAAAACUUUUGUGUAUAAAUUUUAUUACUUAUUUUAACGAUAUAGAUAUAUACAAUAUGCUUCAAUAUCUUUCAGUCCAUAUUCCAUAUGUCUAUAAUAUAAUUUUGCUAUUCAGGUGCAAGUUGUAACAAUUUGCAUAAUAAAAACUUAAGAACAGUAUAA
Molecule: messenger RNA, 1954 nt
Organism: Bombus huntii
Lineage: Eukaryota; Metazoa; Arthropoda; Insecta; Hymenoptera; Apidae
Gene: SerRS
Product: serine--tRNA ligase, cytoplasmic
Exons: 5
Coding region: 177-1667 (496 amino acids)
Biological process (GO): seryl-tRNA aminoacylation
Cellular component (GO): cytosol
Molecular function (GO): ATP binding; tRNA binding; serine-tRNA ligase activity
Source: RefSeq, a predicted model, not a curated record